AUGCAAAUUUCAUAACCUUAACUCUAAAAAUUGAAUAAAUCAAUAUAAGGAAGCAUUUCUAUAGGUGGUUACCUCUAUGAAAAUGUUCGAAUAUUGAAUUCAAAUGGUACUCAAACUGAUAAUUUUAUUGCUAAUAUUAAAGGAAAUGAAAAUGAGGAAUUUGUGAUAAAAUAAUACAAAACAAUAAAUGAAGCUGAACUGUUAGCAAUUAAAGAGAUUAAAAGACUACAAAAUGAAUAAGAACCAAAAUGCUUAAAUAUAAUUAAAAUAAUAGAACUUUAGGAUAAUAGAAGAAUAAGUUCAUUAUAGAAAAACUCAUCAAUAUAUGUUGUAUUAGAAAAGGGUAAAAAUAAUGUAGAAGAGUUGAUUAAAUCAAUAUCAUUUACUAUACUUUCAUAAUAAUAAAAAUUAAAUUAUUUUGCCUAAGUAAAUAAAUAUAUUAAAAUAGAUGUUAUAAGGGGUUAAAGAAUUGCAUGACAUAGGAUAUUUUCAUAGAGACUUAAAACCAGAAAACUUUGUCUAUUUUGAAAAUUCAAAUUAAGAAAUCUAAAUUAAAUUGAUAGAUUUUGGUUCAGUUAAAAGAGAUUCAGAAAUAAAUACUACUCUUCAAACUGGUACUUUUAAUUACAUGGCACCUGAAGUUAUAAAAAAUAAUACAAAUUAUGAUAAGACUGCUGAUAUUUGGAGUCUUGGAAUAAUUUGCUAUGAAAUCGUAACAAAAGCUGAUUUUUUAGAAGGUUUUGCAAUCUUAAAUAAUUUUAGGUAAUAACUCUAAAGAUUUCACGAAAUCAUUGAGCAAAUUAACUUAAGAAUUAGUAAAUGAGAGGAUUAAAAAUACCAAUAAUAUUGAUGAUUUUACAAAAAGUUUAUUAUUAUAGAUGUUAUAAAUAUAAGGAGAUAAAAGAGCUAAAUUAAAAAGUUUAAUUGACCAAAUCAAAUUGAAUUAAAAAGUGAAUGAUAUAAUUCUGGUUCUAGAGUCUUAAAAAAAUACUAUAACAAUGUUUAUAUCAUACCUAAACUAAAAAUUAGAAUACAUAAAUGAUAUUGAUGAAGAAGUUUAAAACAAAAACGAAAUGAUUUUUUUAAUAAAUAGAGAACUCGAUACAUAAAAUUAAAAACUCAAGGAAAAUGAAUAAAAAAAAUUAUAAAUUUGUUAAGAUUUUUAAUAAGAGCAAUAUAAAGCGUAGGAUUAUAAAAUAGCUUAAGAAGUAGCAUAAGAUUUAUCAGAACAAAAUAAUUUUAUUAAGUAAAUUACAGAAUAAGAAAUUUUACUUCAAAAGUAAGUUAGUUUAAUGGCUCAAUUAUAAUUUUAAUAAAAUAAUAUAUCAAUAUUUAGAUCAAAUCUUGAAGAAAAAUUAUUAGACCUAAAAAAAAUUAACAUAGAAAAUACGGAGAAAAAUGAUUUGAUGAAUCUCAUAGAUAAUGAGCUCUAAAAAUAAAAUUAAAAACUCGAAUAAAAUCUUUAGAGAAGAUUAGACAUUUACCAAGCUUCUUUAUUAGAGUAACUUAAAGGUUAUGAUAAUAAAAUAGCAUUUGAAGUUUCCAACGAUUAAUAAGAAUAAUUUAAGUUUAUUAAUCAAAUUUCAUAAAAAUAAAAAUCCCUUGAAAAUUAAGUUAGUAAUAAAUCAAUAAUUUAUUAAUAACUAGAAGAGAAUCAGUAAAUAUAUGAAGAAUAGAAAUUAAAUAAAGAAAAAGAAAAAUUUUACUUUUAAUUUACUAACUUACAGAACUAUUGUUAUUCAUUUUAAGGCAAUAUUUAAAAAUAUUAAUAAAGAAUUAUGCUUUAUAACUUAAUUUAAUAUUAAAUGUAAGGGUAAGGGAAACUUAAAAAAAUUAUAGGGGAUUAUGAUAAAAUAAUUUAAGAGCUUAUCUUUUUACAAUAAUAAGAACAAAAGAUUAAUCAGCUUGGGUUAUCUUUGUAAAUAAUUGAAUAUUAAUCUUUUUAAAAAAAAUUUUAUGAACUUUAAAAUGCUUUAGACAGAAUUAAAAAUUCUAUUGAUGAAACAAAUGAAUUCAUUGAAGAAAUUGAUAGCAAAUUCAUUUAUGAAUUUAGGAUUAAAAUAUAAGAAUUAGCCUAUAGUUUAAAUAAUUAUUGGGAAAAAUUUUAAUAUCUAUCGAAGAAUUAAAAAUAUAAAAAUAAAAUAGAUUAAGUAAUUAGUAAAAUAAGGAAUUGUUUUAAUAAAUUAAAUAAUUUGGAUUACUGGUUGACUAAAACAAUUUUAAAUUAUCAAUAUUUCAAUGUAAUAAUGAAUUCAAUUAAUCAAGAUUUAUUAGAAUUUCACAAAUAACAUGAUUAGUUACAUUAAUAAAUUUAUGAAGAUAAAUAAAUUGAAUUACAAAAUGUUGAAAGGAUAAAAAAAUUAACGAAUAUUGAAGGAUAAUUAAAAGUCUAUAAAGAUUAAAUGGAUACGUUAAAAAUUUAGAUAAACAAUUUUAUUAACAAUCAAUAUUGUGAUAAUCAAUUUACUAAGGAUUUAAUAAAGAAUGAAUAAAUAAAAAUCGAUUAAAAUAUGAAUUAAAUUAAAAAAUAAUUUACAAAUUUUAAAGAAUUUAAUUAAUUUACAUUAGAGGAAAUUAAUAAUCAAAUAAAAUAGUUGGAAUAAUUUGAAGAGAAAUUAAAAAAAUAACUUGAAGAUGAAUAAAAACAAGCUAACUAAAUAUAAUUAGAAAUUUUAAAAAUAGAAGCUGAAAAUAAAAGUAAAUAAGAAAAAGAAUUUUUCCAGUUAACUUAUGAAUUAUAGAAAAAAUAUAGUCAAUCUUCAAAAUCACUUUAGUCAGUUAAUAUUAAAUAAGGGAAAGUUCUAUAUUUAAAAAAAAUAUAGUAGAAAAGAGAAGGUUUGCUUAAUUAAUUAAAAUAGGAAAUAGAAACCUUAAAAAAUUAUUUGGAAGUGAAUUAAUCUAAUUUGAAAUUANUAUGCUUUAUAACUUAAUUUAAUAUUAAAUGUAAGGGUAAGGGAAACUUAAAAAAAUUAUAGGGGAUUAUGAUAAAAUAAUUUAAGAGCUUAUCUUUUUACAAUAAUAAGAACAAAAGAUUAAUCAGCUUGGGUUAUCUUUGUAAAUAAUUGAAUAUUAAUCUUUUUAAAAAAAAUUUUAUGAACUUUAAAAUGCUUUAGACAGAAUUAAAAAUUCUAUUGAUGAAACAAAUGAAUUCAUUGAAGAAAUUGAUAGCAAAUUCAUUUAUGAAUUUAGGAUUAAAAUAUAAGAAUUAGCCUAUAGUUUAAAUAAUUAUUGGGAAAAAUUUUAAUAUCUAUCGAAGAAUUAAAAAUAUAAAAAUAAAAUAGAUUAAGUAAUUAGUAAAAUAAGGAAUUGUUUUAAUAAAUUAAAUAAUUUGGAUUACUGGUUGACUAAAACAAUUUUAAAUUAUCAAUAUUUCAAUGUAAUAAUGAAUUCAAUUAAUCAAGAUUUAUUAGAAUUUCACAAAUAACAUGAUUAGUUACAUUAAUAAAUUUAUGAAGAUAAAUAAAUUGAAUUACAAAAUGUUGAAAGGAUAAAAAAAUUAACGAAUAUUGAAGGAUAAUUAAAAGUCUAUAAAGAUUAAAUGGAUACGUUAAAAAUUUAGAUAAACAAUUUUAUUAACAAUCAAUAUUGUGAUAAUCAAUUUACUAAGGAUUUAAUAAAGAAUGAAUAAAUAAAAAUCGAUUAAAAUAUGAAUUAAAUUAAAAAAUAAUUUACAAAUUUUAAAGAAUUUAAUUAAUUUACAUUAGAGGAAAUUAAUAAUCAAAUAAAAUAGUUGGAAUAAUUUGAAGAGAAAUUAAAAAAAUAACUUGAAGAUGAAUAAAAACAAGCUAACUAAAUAUAAUUAGAAAUUUUAAAAAUAGAAGCUGAAAAUAAAAGUAAAUAAGAAAAAGAAUUUUUCCAGUUAACUUAUGAAUUAUAGAAAAAAUAUAGUCAAUCUUCAAAAUCACUUUAGUCAGUUAAUAUUAAAUAAGGGAAAGUUCUAUAUUUAAAAAAAAUAUAGUAGAAAAGAGAAGGUUUGCUUAAUUAAUUAAAAUAGGAAAUAGAAACCUUAAAAAAUUAUUUGGAAGUGAAUUAAUCUAAUUUGAAAUUAUUUAAUUAAAAAUUAGAGAAAUUAUAAAAACAUUCUGGGAUAUGUGGAGAAUAAGUAAAAUUACUAUAAAAAUAAAAAAAUUCUAGUUUAGAUAAAAUCUAAAAAUUAGAAUAAGUAUUAAAGAAUGUGCAAAAUAAACCAAAUGAAUUAUAUAUUUAAAAUAUGGAUAAUAAUCUAAUUUAUUAAUAUGAAAAAUUAAAAUAAAAAGAACAACAAUUAUAAUCAAGAAUAGAUAACAUAAUUUCCUAAUCAAAAAAUUCAAGUUUAAUUCCAUCAUAAUUUGAUUAAUUAAAAAAAAAAAUUUGUGAUUUAUCCUCUGAAGUAGAUUAGUUAAUCGAAGAAAUUCCUAAUUAGAAUCAAAUUUAAUAAUUCAAAAGCUACUAUAAAAUUAACGUUGAAUUAUAUGAAAAAUUAUAAGCUUUAGUUAAUUAUAUAAUGUAGUAUCACUUAACAAGAUAUUAUGAAAGAAUUAAAGAAAAUGCAGUUAAAAUGAAGAAUAAAUAACAAAAUUUUCAGUAAAAUAGUUAUUUUGUUGCCUUUCAAGAUAAAUAAAAUGAAAAAAUGGAAUAAAGCACAUUAAAAGAGAAGGAAGCAUAAGAUUUAUUAAAGAUAUACGAAAAUAUUCUAUUUCAUAAUUAUAAUAAGAAGAUGAUUGAUGAAAUGGAAAAAGAUUAUGAAUAAAUCAAGAAGCAAAUUGAAAAUCAAGAAAAUCAUAUAAAAUAACAAGAAUUAGUAAAACUAAGGGUUGUAGUAAAAGACAAGUAAGCUAUUAAAGAGAUCAUUAACGAAAAAUAAUAUUAUAAGAUUAAAGAAUUUUCGUAGAUGCUAAUUUUUGAAAUUAGUCUAAAUAAAAAGUAAUAAGAUAUAUGA
Messenger RNA from Paramecium sonneborni, 4918 nucleotides. The record is from the annotation of a GenBank genome assembly. NCBI's taxonomy places the organism in Eukaryota, Ciliophora, Oligohymenophorea, Peniculida, Parameciidae.